GAUCAGAUAGCGCAUUAGAAACGUUGACCUCCACUCCACUUCGCUCGGGGACUUUGAUCACCGGACUCUGCAUUAGCAAUCACAAAGCUGCGUAGCUUCCCCUAAAACUGAAACCACGCUAGUAUAGUGCCACGAGUGUAAUAGAAAUGGCUUCGAUUGCUUCAAAUGUCACUCCAAACCCUAACCCCAACACGAACGUGGUCGUCUUAUCCCUCCGGAAGCCAUUGUCGUGUACUUUUGCUUCGAAUUCAAGCUUGUUUGGUAACAAAUUUAUCGGAAAAUCUCUCUCCGCUUCAAUCCAAAGGAAACGAUCCGAUACGGCUCGGUUUGCAGGUUUAGCCCCGAUCAAUGCGUCGUCGUCGUCCCAUUCUUUCGAUGUGGUUAUAGUCGGUGCUGGAAUCAUCGGGAUGUCAAUCGCCCGGCAGUUUCUGCUCGAGUCGGAUCUUUCCGUCGCCGUGGUUGACGCAGCUGUGCCUUGCUCUGGCGCUACUGGUGCUGGGCAGGGCUAUUUAUGGAUGGUUCACAAAGAACCUGGGAAUGAUAAAUGGGAGCUAGCAAUGAGAAGCCGUAAACUGUGGGAGAUGAUGGCAGAGAACGUACAGCAGCAAGGCAUGAAUCCUUUGGAGAUACUCGGUUGGAAGAAGACAGGAAGCUUGUUAGUUGGUAAAACCCCUAAACAGUCAGCCAUGUUAAAGAGAAAGGUGGAUCAGCUAUCUGAAGCUGGGCUGAGAGCCGAGUUCUUGUCUUCCUGUGAUUUGCUGUUAGAAGAACCUGCACUGAUGGUUGGUGAGGAAGGUGGGGCAGCUUUUCUGCCUGAUGACUGUCAAUUGGAUGCUCAAUGUACGGUUGCCUUUAUUGAGAAGGCUAACAGACAUUUUGCAGCAGAAGGCAGAUAUGCAGAAUUCUAUCAUCAGCCAGCAACCAGUUUAUUGAGAUCUGGUAGUGGGGAGGUCAAAGCCGUUCAGACUUCCAAAAACAUCUUGUAUAGUAAGAAGGUUGUUGUAAUUGCCACUGGUUGUUGGAGUGGGUCUUUGAUGCAUGACUUGAUUGGGGACUCAGACAUUCACUUGGAUGUCCCUGUAAAGCCUAGAAAGGGACACCUGCUUGUGCUGGAGAAUUUGAAUGCUAUCAAACUGAAUCAUGGUCUGAUGGAGGUGGGUUACGUUGAUCAUGAAGCUGCAGCUCUGGAUUCCUCGGUUUCUGCAUCAGGGCCAGUUCAUGCACAAAUUUCAUCAAUUUCAAUGACAGCCACCAUGGAUGCUUGGGGAAACCUUGUUCUUGGGAGCAGCCGCCAGUUUGUUGGGUUCGAUACAGAAAUUGAUGAGUCCAUUAUCAAUCGCAUAUGGGAGCGGGCGGUGGAGUUCUUUCCGGCUUUAAUAGAAUUCUCUCUUAGAGAUUUCAGGGAAAGUAGAGAAGUGAGAAUAGGAUUAAGACCUUACAUGCCAGAUGGGAAGCCAAUGAUUGGGCCGGUUCCUGGUUUGUCAAACUUGUUCCUUGCUGCUGGCCACGAAGGGGAAGGACUUUCAUUGGCUCUGGGUACUGCUGAAAUGGUUGCCAAUAUGGUGUUGGGCAAUCCUGGGAAAGUUGACCAUGCACCUUUUGCCUUGGAAAGUAGAAGCUGCAUGUUUAAAUAACCAUGCUUGAGGAUCAGAGAUCCAGUGGCAUACCUGUUAUGUGAGCUGUUUUUAUUUUAUUUUGUGAGUUGUAGUUUUAGAAUAUGUUCUUAAGAUAAUCUGGAAGUCACAGCACCAUGGCUCCCUGAAUGUGUUCUUUUGUCUUCUCGUAUUUCUUUAAGACCUGCAACAUGUACUCUCCAUUUGGUAGUUUCUUACUUUUAAAUUCGUCUUCCAACACAUUAAAGCUUUGUAUGCUUCCUCCACUUAUUAUUAAUUUUUGUUUCCUCUGCUUAUUAUGGUACACAUCUCAACAGUGUUAUACACAAAUUUCUUUGUUCUUUGUUAUUAAGUGAUAUACCUAUGUUGUACUGUGUAUUGUGGUCCA
Messenger RNA from Camellia sinensis, 2001 nucleotides. NCBI's taxonomy places the organism in Eukaryota, Viridiplantae, Streptophyta, Magnoliopsida, Ericales, Theaceae. The record is from RefSeq and is a predicted model, not a curated record.